AUGGUGGUGCAAAAGAGCACUCUUAUUACAACUCAGGGCAAGAGGAGAUGGAAGCGAAAAGGAGACUAUAAAAGCAUGGUUGGUGGAUUGAAUUUGUCGACGUUCCACCAAUUGUUCUUUCUCUCUCUCUCUUUUGGGUUCAUCAUGACGGUCACUCAAAGCGAUUUCCCUAUCGGCUACUUUUACAUUAUCUCCAAGAUGCAUGGCUUGGUUAUGGAUAUCCGUGGUGAUGUUGAAACAGCUGCUCCCGGCACCAAGAUUGUCAUGGCUGAAAAGAAGCCCGAGUCCCCCGAACGUGAUAGCCAACUAUGGAUCCAUCAAAGAGGUUUUCUUACCAACAAGGCUACGGGUCUCGUCCUUGAUAUCAACACAGCUCAAAGUUUUAUUGCCAUCUUCACUGGUGAAAAGCGUCUUUAUCUCGAUACAAUGAAAGAGGAAGAUGUGGCAAGCGACCAGCGGUUUGGUUAUGAAAGGGACACGGGUUUCAUCUACUCACUUGCCAACCCUGAGACAGUGAUUGAUAUCCGACAUGAGAAUCCAAAUGUGGAUGCUCGUCUCAUGAUGUAUAAGCGUAAGCUUCUUGUACCUGCAGAAGGCAAACCUGGACCUACCAAGAACCAAUUAUGGGAAUUGGAGUUGAGCGAUCCUCCACGUGAAGUCGACUCUGAUGAUGAAGAUGAAGAUGACAGCAAGCGUGCUCGUUUCCGUGCUUGGUUUGGAAAUUGGACUGGAUGGAGCCACAACAAGCGAGAGAUGCUGAACGAGGAACAUCUUACAGAAGCCCACAAGAAGGUGUACGAAGAUGAAGAAAAGAAGAAGAAAUCUACUCUCAGCUAUGAAUUGAUUGCUGGAGCUGUUGCCUUCCAGGCUGUGCGUAUGUGGGAAAAGAAGCAAGAAGAAGAAGGUAAGGACACCGAUCACAAGAUGUCCAAGGAGUUGAUUGCCAGCUUUGCUGCUUCUGAGCUUGUUAAAUUGCUUGCUUCGCGAGGUGAAGAUGCCGAUGAUGAGGAAGGCAAGUCUAGCGCCAAGAAGCGUAUCCUUACCAAGAUGGCCAUUGUGGCUGCCACCAACUACUUUGAGACUCGCCAUGGUUCUUAA
Lichtheimia ornata is the source of this 1098-nucleotide messenger RNA. RefSeq lists its product as uncharacterized. Lineage: Eukaryota; Fungi; Mucoromycota; Mucoromycetes; Mucorales; Lichtheimiaceae. The transcript has 8 exons. The record is from RefSeq and is a predicted model, not a curated record. Bases 1 to 1098 code for a protein of 365 amino acids.